GAAGGCGCUGGCGGGCAGUGAUGGCGGCGGGUGAUGGGGACGUAAAGCUAGGCACCCUGGGGAGCAGCGGUGAGCGCGGCGGCGACGGCGGCGGCGACGGGAGCCCUGGCGGCGCGGGAGCGACGGCGGCGGGGAGCAGUUGGGCGGCGGCGCUGCUGGCGGCGGGCGGGGAGAUGCUGCUGAACGUGGCGCUGCUGGCGCUGGUGCUGCUGGGGGCCUACCGGCUGUGGGUGCGCUGGGGGCGGCGGGGUCUGGGCGCGGGGCCCGGAGCGGGCGAGGAGAGCCCGGCCGCCACGCUACCACGCAUGAAGAAACGGGACUUCAGCCUGGAGCAGCUGCGCCAGUACGACGGGGCGCGCACGCCGCGCAUCCUGCUCGCGGUCAAUGGGAAAGUCUUCGACGUGACCAAAGGCAGCAAGUUCUACGGCCCCGCGGGCCCAUAUGGAAUCUUUGCUGGCAGGGACGCCUCCAGGGGGCUGGCGACAUUCUGCCUGGAUAAGGAUGCACUUAGAGAUGAGUAUGAUGACCUCUCAGAUUUGAACGCAGUGCAAAUGGAAAGUGUUCGAGAAUGGGAAAUGCAGUUUAAAGAAAAAUAUGACUAUGUAGGCAGACUCCUAAAGCCAGGGGAAGAACCGUCAGAGUACACAGAUGAGGAGGACACCAAGGAUCACAGUAAACAGGAUUGAACUUGGUGAACAACCAAAGCCAGAGGCCUUCAGAACUGCAACUCUUACUCCUUCCAGAGAAUGUCCAGUCUUUGGGUGUGGUGCACCUGCUGUGAGAAACACUUCGCCAGAGUAUACAAGAUGACGUGCUUCACUAGGAAGAUCUGAAUAUGAGGCAUUGUGUGUGCAGUUUGUACUGUCUGGUGGGCUUCAUCAUCCUGAAAAGGAGACAGGGCCUUCUUAACUGCAAGAAAGUCACCAGGUUCCUUUGACCCCUCCCCUCCCUCCCUCCCUUCCUCCCCUCCUCCCCUCCUCCCUCUUUCUUCUUCCUCCUUCCUCUCUGCCUUCCUGUCCCCCACCCUUCACUCGCUCUCUUUUAAAACAAAACAAAAAGUAUCAAAGACACCGGACCGGUAUUGACUGCUCAGUGUGCAGAUCUCUGGAACCAGCAAGGGGCCUGUUCACGGGCUGGGGUUAUUGUGUUAAGGAAGAGCCCUGGGGUUGCACAUUCGUUGAAGAAGUUCAAGCUACUGAAAGGUUAAAAGUGAAUUCCCCAUUUUUUUUUUCUGGGCUUUGUCAGGGAAGAGAAAGAAACUUCCUUCUAAGAAAGGUUUGGAAAUGAGAGGGACUUGCAGUGGAUUGAAGUCGGCGGUCCCCAGCUAAGAUAAUUUGAAACCAAUUUUAUUUCCUUCCCUUCCUUCCGCUAGGUCAAAUCAAUAUUAAUUGUGCCUUAUUUCACUUCCAUAAACUUGAAUUAUUUUUAGGAAAAGCCCCUCUGUGAAUUCCGAAGUCACUACAAGCAGCAUGGAGACUGAGGUUGCUGUCCUUGUGUGUAGAUGUAAAGGGACACUCAGUGUUACUGCCAUGUGUUAAUACGCAGACAUAGCAUGGUGAUGGCCAAAUGCAGCCCCUGUGCUUUUUCCUUUUCCAAGAAAGAGUGAAAAAUCAACAACUCUUCCCCAACAGCUGCCUAAUUUUAAGAGUCUGACCCUCACAUGUCACUGGUGUGGGUGCGUGGGGCCGUGGUAUGAAUGUCUGUGUGGGUGAGUCUGGAUGUGUGUGAGAGCACCUUGGGAGGGACUCUUUCUGCGAUGCUGUAAAUACGAGUACCGUUUUAAUAAAGCAUGUACAGUGAACCAAAUAAGCUGGAGUUGGACUCUAAAUGCAGAGCCGUGAGCCAGUGUGUCGUAUGCUAAUAAGACUGCAUUUGAUUCAGGAUGAGGAAAAAACUCUGGGAAAUGAAAAUCGAGCACUGGUUAGCCAAGCUGUCCAUGUACCACAUUCAGUAUAACUGAGGCAGUUCCACUGCGGUGGAACUCUCCCGAUGUGGGAUCGUUCAGGUAAGAAGUGAUGUAUUACAGUGUACAUAUUUGUACUCAGGCUUUGCUGCCCCUGGUUAUGCCAGAAGCACUAGCCUUCCAAGCAGUAGCUGACCUAAAACAGUAUUACGGAUAGCUAUUAAAUCCCUCCAUUGUUAGUUGAAAAAGUUCUACUUCAGAGCCUCCUUAGGUCAAAUUUUGGCUUCAUCCUGAUGAAUUCUUGGUCCGGGACAAGUUGCUCCCACAUAGAAAAGCCCAAAAUGGGUGACAUGGAAAGACUUGUGCCAGAUGGGUGUAUGCAUGCAGAAACCAUCAAGAUGACGUGGUAAGCAGAGGGUGCAAAAUGCUGCGUUCCCAUUCAGUCCUGGAAUAUUCUCUAGAAAAGUGUGGUUGUCACCAAAUCCUGGCUGAAGAGCUCUUGUGAUCACUGAACAGUGUCGAUAAAUGCUUUCUUUUUUAUGUAAAAUAUUUUCUAAAACCAAAUUGUUAAAGUGUAGAUCCUCUGAUGUAGUAAAUGGUAUAUCUGCACUGUUGGACCUGAAGGUUGAGACCCUGCAUCUGUGAGAAGCCCCAGGUGUUCAUGCGGUAAAAACAAUGCAUUUUGUUUCUAAAGGAAGUGGUUUUGUGUUUUGGACUUGAAAUAAACUAUUGUAUAGAUAAUUUCUUAACUCCAGUCAAAUGUCUCAUUGUCAGUAGCGUGCAGCAGUCUUGGAGGGGUCUGUCUGUAACUGGCAUGUUUCCCCAAAUUGCCUGCUUGUUAGGGGUUUAAAAGACAUGUGUUCAUUUUUCUUUUCCUUCAGUGUUAGAGUUCAAACCCAAGGCUUCACACACUGCUCAGCCAUUUAGCUACAUCCACUUCCUACCUGCUGAGCCUAAGCUCAUUGUAAUGAUUCCUCCAGUCAUCCUUAGGAUUGGGCAUGUCUGAGAAACACUGCGUUCAUCUUUUCAAGUUGUGUGGUCCGUAUUUGCCAUGCAAUAAAAAUAGAACUUAGAA
Molecule: messenger RNA, 2978 nt
Organism: Peromyscus maniculatus bairdii (prairie deer mouse)
Lineage: Eukaryota; Metazoa; Chordata; Mammalia; Rodentia; Cricetidae
Gene: Pgrmc2
Product: progesterone receptor membrane component 2
Cellular component (GO): membrane; endomembrane system; endoplasmic reticulum
Source: RefSeq, a predicted model, not a curated record